AAUCCGCAAGCACAGCUAAUGUGACACCCUCCUCCCUCCCUCUCUUCAAAUCUCAACCCGAGACCAAACACAAGUCAGUUUCCAUGAAGUAAACACAGCCAGACGUGCACAUACAGCGUGUAGUGAGACAGUCAGACAAAAAAAGAGAGAGAGAGAGAGACAGAUUCAACAAGACAGAAAGCAGCAAAACAUGAAAGCCCACGGUGUCCUCUCUUGCCCUCCGCUACUCCAAGCAGCCUGUAUCGUUUUCUGGGGUGUUUCUGUUGUAAACGGAGGAUUCUGCGAGGUGAACCUUUGUAUGAACGGAGGGACGUGCGUGACUGAGGUGGGCGAUGCACCCUUCGUCUGUAUCUGCGCCGAGGGCUUCACUGGAGACAAAUGCAACACCACCGAGACUGGUCCAUGCCAACCGAACCCAUGCCACAACAACGCAGCCUGCGAGGUGACCAGCAAGACCCGGCGCGGGGACGUCUUCAGCGAGUACAUCUGCAAGUGUCCUGAGGGCUACAACGGGGUGCACUGCCAGAACAGAGGAUUCUGCGAGGUCAACCAUUGUAUGAACGGAGGGACGUGCGUGACUGAGGUGGGCGAUGCACCCUUCGUCUGUAUCUGCGCCGAGGGCUUCACUGGAGACAAAUGCAACACCACCGAGACUGGUCCAUGCCAACCAAACCCAUGCCACAACAACGCGGCCUGCGAGGUGACCAGCAAGACCCGGCGUGGGGAAGUCUUCAGCGAGUACAUCUGCAAGUGUCCUGAGGGCUACAACGGGGUGCACUGCCAGAACAAUGUGAACGAGUGUGCCACACAGCCCUGUAAGAAUGGGGGUACAUGCCGGGACCUGGACGGGGACUAUACUUGCAAGUGCCCCUCCCCCUUCUUGGGGAUGCACUGCCAAAUGCGCUGUAUUUCCAUGCUGGGGAUGGAGGGUGGCGGGAUUGCAGAUUCCCAGGUCAAGGCUUCCUCGGUGCACUAUGGCUUCCUGGGGCUACAGUACUGGGGUCCCGAGCUGGCCCGGCUCAACAACAAAGGCAUCGUCAACGCCUGGACCUCCGCCAGCCACGACAAGAGCCCCUGGAUAGAGGUGAACUUGCAGCGGAAGAUGCGUGUCUCUGGGAUCAUCACGCAGGGCGCCAGCCGCAUGGGCACAGCCGAGUUCGUCAAGUCCUUCAAGGUGGCAUCGAGCUUCGACGGGAAGACUUUCACCAUCUACCGGGGCGCGGGCCUGAGGAGAGACAUGGUGUUUGUGGGGAACAUGGAUAAUGACGGCAUGAAGACCAACCUGUUUGAGCCCCCCAUCGUGGCGCAGUACAUCCGCAUCAUCCCCGUGGUGUGUCGCCAGGCCUGCACCCUCCGCUUCGAGCUCGUGGGCUGCGAGAUCAACGUGUAUUUAAACACGGCAGGUUGCUCUGAGCCCUUGGGAAUGAAAUCCCGCAUGAUCUCCGACGGCCAGGUUUCUGCCUCCAGCACCUUCCGCACCUGGAACAUGGAUGCCUUCACCUGGCACCCGCACUUCGCUCGGCUCGACAAGCAGGGCAAGACCAACGCCUGGACCGCGCUGCACAAUGACCGCUCUGAGUGGCUGCAGGUUGACCUUGAGACCCCUACACAAGUGACGGGUAUCAUCACCCAGGGAGCUAAGGACUUUGGGAAUGUCCAGUACGUGUCAGAGUUCAAAGUGGCCUACAGUGAUGAUGGAAAGUCCUGGACGGUGCUCAAGGACAAGAGCAGAUCUGACAAGGUGUUCCAAGGCAACAUCGACAACAACGCCCACAAGAGGAACAUCUUUGAGCCGCCUUUCUUCGCCCGCUUUGUAAGGGUCAUCCCCUGGACCUGGCACGAGCGCAUCACCCUGCGCAUGGAGCUGCUGGGCUGUGACGAGUAGAGUCCGUUCUCCUGCCCCGCCCAGCGCCAAGCUCUGCCCUGCCCUGCCAGACCUGCCUGCUAGACUCUAAUGCCACCCACCACCUGCCUAACCUUUCCCUCGCUUAGUACCCUCCUUGUUUUUAGAUUGGGUCUGAAAACCUAAAUGCACGACCUUUUAACCCGUAUCCUCUGUAGAAACUGCUGUAGCAAAAAGGAUUCCACCCCAGAGAGAUGCUGUAACCCAAUGCAACUCAUGAGCUCCCACAUAUCUGCUUGUGUUUUGCACUCUGUUGUGAAGGGUGAGAUUCCAAAAGGCCACUGUUCGUAUUGGAGCCAGAUCGGUUUGCAUUGUGUUGUGCAUGAGCAAGAAUUUUAAAAGCCGCUACUCAGCAGGAUCAGAGGGGGAUAAGGGGUAAAGGGUUAAAAUGCGAUGACGUGUUUAUAUAUUAAAGAAAAAGAUGAAAAGAAACUCAGUGGCGCUUCACUGCAAACGGAUUCCAUGCAGGGAGAGCCCAGACUGAAAUCAACAACAAAGCUUUUCCAAUCCCAGGAGAAAAGAAAACAAAACUUUAAAGUUGUAAUGUCUUGGUUAGUAAUUCUCUAAUAGCGGGGGACAGUGAGGGCUGAAUUCAGAGAAACCUGCAGAUUACCUUCUGCGUACCUAUAUUUUAUAUAUAAAAAGAGGUUAUAUAUAGGUUUUAUGUGCUUUUGCAAAUAGUAAAAUUGACGACAGAGAAUGGAACUGCAGUGAUUCUGUGAUAUUUUUUUUUUUUCCCCUGGGAUUGGUUGCUGAUUUGUCAGUGAGAAGUUUUGUGCCUGUGAAGCUGCAUUGUGUAAUUUUUGGUGUCUGAAUGGAGGUCAGGCAUGUAUUGAUGCUGAUGAUGUGUGUGUUGGUAACGCUGGUCCGAUUUCAUUUUAACAUUACUGGGUUGAUUAAAAAUAAUCGCUGGCCCGCCUCCCUCUGCCUGCAGUGCCUCACUCAGUCCCACCCCAACUCCAUAAUCAACUUGUGACCCAAGGCCCCCUCUCCACAGCCAGCCAGCGAUCCCGAGCUGUGCGUAAGUGAAUCAUUUCAACUUGAAACACUUUGAAAACAUCACUCAGCGGGGUGGUGGUAGCUGUCCCUCAACCCUCGGGUGAAGAGAGAUUGCAGUUUUAUGUUGAACAAUUGCAUUGAUGUGAAUUAAAGAAUUAAAAAUCCUCACUCUGAACUCCUCAAAUGAUCUCUGUGGCUGUGCUGCUUCAAUUUUAAAAUGAGUAAAUCAAUGAAAUCAACAGGUUUCUAAAUCUGCAGUAAUGUGUGAGGGUGCAUGGUACGUGGAGGUGUAGAGGCGUGCAGGUUAGGAAAGGUGGCAGACUCUUAUAAUGAGAAGCACAGGGGUACAGAUUGGGGAAGGACCUGGGAAUCUGUUACUGAAUAGAGAGAGUUGGGGCUCUGUUACAGUGAGGUACAGUAGACAGUUGGGGGCUUAAUUUAUAACAAGGUAUAGAAGGAAAUUAAAGUACAAAUAUUUCACUUCUAGAGGUGUACAGAUUUGCAGUAUCUCAAGAAAGGGAUUACAGUGGGAGUGUAAGAUGGCAGUAUGUUGUAUUGUAGAGAUCUGAGAAACGGUCUCAAGCUUUAUGUUAAACAACAAUCUUAAUAUCCUAGUGUUCUGCGUUUAGUAAAAACCUGCUUCUUUUCCUCUGAGCAUAGCCAUUUCACAGCCAGUGUUCCUGCUUUUGUUUCUAUGUGAAAUAAACACAGUUGUGUUUUUUUAUUUCA
This is a messenger RNA of Acipenser ruthenus (sterlet), 3631 nucleotides long. RefSeq names its product lactadherin-like. NCBI's taxonomy places the organism in Eukaryota, Metazoa, Chordata, Actinopteri, Acipenseriformes, Acipenseridae. The coding region runs from base 191 to 1885 and encodes 564 amino acids. The record is from RefSeq and is a predicted model, not a curated record. Gene Ontology annotation, molecular function: calcium ion binding. The transcript has 12 exons.